CCCUAGCGUCAGUCCUGAGUCGUCCUUAUCCUUGACGUGAAUUCACUGAGUCUGCGAUGGCAAACCCUAAGGUCUUCUUUGACAUGUCCGUCGGCGGUGUGCCUGCCGGUCGGAUCGUGAUGGAGCUUUUCGCCGACACCACUCCCCGCACUGCUGAAAACUUCCGAGCACUCUGCACCGGCGAGAAGGGAAACGGCCGCAGCGGAAAGCCUCUGCACUACAAGGGAUCUAAGUUCCACCGGGUCAUCCCUGGGUUCAUGUGCCAGGGAGGCGAUUUCACGGCCGGAAACGGUACUGGUGGCGAAUCGAUCUAUGGAUCUAAGUUCGCCGACGAGAACUUCAUCCACAAGCACACUGGCCCGGGAAUCCUAUCCAUGGCAAACGCUGGUCCCGGAACCAAUGGAUCACAGUUUUUCAUCUGUACAGCCAAGACUUCGUGGCUUGAUGGUAAGCACGUGGUGUUUGGGAAGGUGAUUGAAGGGCUGGAUGUGGUGAAAGCCAUUGAGAAGGUCGGAUCUUCGUCUGGAACCACCGCCAAGGCUGUUGUGGUCAGUGACUGCGGGCAGCUUAGUUGAAUGACUCCUGUGAUCUAUGAGCCUCGAUCUUUACUUUGUCAUGUUAGGGUUUGGUGCUUUUUAUCUUUUUUUUUUCAUCUUUUCUUGAAGGGUAUGCAGUGAUUUCGGAUCGCUUGUUCCGUGAAGAGAGGGAAGGAGAGGCUUUAUUUGAAUAAGCUAGGUUUUGUUACCUAGCGUCUUGUUAUGCUAUGAUAUGAACCUUCUAUCACUCUAAAAAGUGUUUUUAUCCUCUGUUUGGCUGUCGGUGAAAACGAAGGAAAUCACAAUCCUUUUUAAGA
Molecule: messenger RNA, 853 nt
Organism: Vitis riparia (riverbank grape)
Lineage: Eukaryota; Viridiplantae; Streptophyta; Magnoliopsida; Vitales; Vitaceae
Product: peptidyl-prolyl cis-trans isomerase
Exons: 1
Coding region: 57-575 (172 amino acids)
Biological process (GO): protein folding; protein peptidyl-prolyl isomerization
Cellular component (GO): cytosol; plasma membrane
Molecular function (GO): peptidyl-prolyl cis-trans isomerase activity
Source: RefSeq, a predicted model, not a curated record